AUGAAAUAGCAGCCACAGGAAAAGGUGAGAAGGCAGCAAUCAUUAUCACCCAGGGCAGCAAAACAUCUGGCUCUUGGUAACAUGAAGAAGGUUUCACGAUCAUCCCAGGACCAACUCCCCCCACCACUCUCUUCCCAGUCCUCCAGAACCCAAAUGCAGAGCAGCAGCAGCAGCAGCAGCCAGUUGGAAGACCAAGUCCUCUGUCCCAUUUGCCUGGAGGUGUUCCACAACCCAGUCACCACAGCCUGUGGCCAUAACUUCUGCAUGACUUGCCUUCAGAGUUUCUGGGACCACCAGGUUGCCAUUGGGGAGACUUACCACUGUCCCCAGUGCAAAAAGGACUUCCCCAGCAGGCCCCACCUCUGCAAGAAUGUCAUCCUUGGAGAGAUGGUAGCUUGCUUCACCCAGGCCAAGGGCCAGGCCUCAGGGCCCUUGUGGAACAACAGGGCUGGCCCCACAGAUGUGCCCUGUGACUUCUGCUCCCCACAGAAGCUGAAGGCGAUCAAGUCCUGCCUGCAGUGCAUGGCUUCCUUAUGCGAGAAGCACCUGCGCAGCCACUUUGAGGACAAGCUGUUCCAGGACCACCAGCUGUUGGACCCCGUGUGGGACCUCAAGAACCGCCUGUGCCGCAAGCACCGCAAGCUGCGGCAUCUGUACUGCCGCACGGAGGGCAGCUGUGUGUGCACGGCCUGCCUGCUCGAGGAGCACAAGAACCAUGACACCACCCCUCUGGAGGAUGAACGGUCACGCAAGGAGGAAGAAGUUCGGAAGAUUCAGGCCAACGUGGAGAACCAGAUGCUGAUCAUCGCCUCGGACAACCAGAAGCACCAGGGACGAAUGAGCUUUCUCUCGAAACUGAUUCAGACAAUUCGAGAUGAGGUGAACACCUGCUUCUCAGACAUCCUCCAUGAGAUUAAACAGCUGCAGAUAAAGGUCUUGGAUUUUGUGGAGAAAGAGGAGGAGGCUGCCCUGCAAAAGCUGGGCAGCUCUAUCCAGCAAAGCCACAACCGGCUCCUGAAGUUGGAGGGGGACAGCAUCUGGCUUCACAGUCUGCUCACCAACCGGAGUGAUGAGCAGUUCCUACAGGAGUUUCCCCGACUGAAGCACUUCCCUGACUGCGUGGAACCCUUGAUGGGCACCAACUGUGAGGAGGCGCAGAGCUUCCUUCAGCUGCCGGAAACUCUGGCCCAGCUCCGCACCAGGCUAAUGGACAUAGGCCUCAGCUUCAUCAACCAGCUGCUCUUGAAGGGCAUCAAGAUGAACUCCUAUGAGGUGCUGCCCCCAAUUGUGGACAGGAAGACGCUACUGCAGUAUUACUGCAACCUGAACUUCGACUCCGACACGGCCAGCGAAGAUCUGUUCCUGUUCAAGGAAACACACUCCGUGUUGAACUUGGGCAUUCUUCUGGAGCCGUCGACCACAAUCACCAACACCCCCUUACCGGGCUUCAAGCAGUGGCCCCAGGUGCUGUGCUGCCCCGGCCUGUCGGAAGGCUGUCACUACUGGGAGACUGAGGUGUCCAACUCGUGGAUGUGCCUGGGAGUCACGUACCGUCGCAGCCCCCCGCUGACCGGCAGCCGCCCGCGGCGCAACAUCGUCUACCUGCUGGGCCGCAACUCCUACUCGUGGUGUCUGGAGUGGGACUCGAUCAAGUUCUCCGUGUGGCACAACAACACGCAGACGGUGCUGCACGGCUCCUAUCAACACACGCUCGGCGUGGCGCUGGACUUCGGCGCCGGCUGCCUGUCCUUCUACGGCGUGGCGGGCGGCAUGAGCCUCCUGUACCGCUUCCUCACUUCCUUCCUGGAACCUCUCUACCCCGCGGUCAUGGUUAGCAGCGGAGCCUCGCUCACACUCAAGCAGUACCCCGAGGCAUAGGCAGCGCCCGCCGGCCCAGGCUGGCUGCCAAUAAAGUUAGAUCUACGUACCGGCCGGGCAGGAGCGCAGAGAGGGUGAUUUCCGGCGU
Messenger RNA from Meriones unguiculatus (Mongolian gerbil), 1966 nucleotides. RefSeq names its product E3 ubiquitin/ISG15 ligase TRIM25-like. NCBI's taxonomy places the organism in Eukaryota, Metazoa, Chordata, Mammalia, Rodentia, Muridae. The transcript is spliced from 8 exons. The record is from RefSeq and is a predicted model, not a curated record. Gene Ontology annotation, molecular function: protein binding; zinc ion binding.